Messenger RNA from Varanus komodoensis (Komodo dragon), 2678 nucleotides. RefSeq names its product ring finger protein, LIM domain interacting (gene RLIM). The record is from RefSeq and is a predicted model, not a curated record. Gene Ontology annotation, molecular function: ubiquitin protein ligase activity. Gene Ontology annotation, biological process: ubiquitin-dependent protein catabolic process; protein ubiquitination; random inactivation of X chromosome. Gene Ontology annotation, cellular component: cytoplasm; nucleoplasm. The transcript has 4 exons. Lineage: Eukaryota; Metazoa; Chordata; Lepidosauria; Squamata; Varanidae. Bases 218 to 2008 code for a protein of 596 amino acids.
CCCGAGUUCCUUAGUAACAAUGGAGCAUAAAAUGGCCGCCUGAGAGAGCGGAGGGGAGAGAGGAAAGGGAAGGGGCGAAGGAGGAGGAACGGACGAGCGACGGCAGCGAGGAAAGCGGGACGCGACGGAGCUGCGCUUCAGGCCGCUGCGGGGCACGGACGGACGAGACCCCGGAAGGGCGGAGAGAGGAGAGGACAUUAUUCCUACUCUUAUCAACAUGGAAAGCUCAGAUUCUAAUAAAGGAAGCAUCGAUCAAUCUGAAGCACAGCGUCGAAGUCAGCUGGACCGAUUGGAUCGGGAAGAAGCAUUCUAUCACUUUGUAAAUAAUCUGAGUGAAGAGGACUACAGGCUAAUGAGAGAUAACAACUUACUAGGCACCCCUGGUGAAAUUACCGAAGAAGAGUUGUUAAGAAGACUGCAGCAAAUCAAGGAAGGUCCUCCACAGCAAAACAUGGAUGAUAAUAGAGGUGCAGACUCCACUGAAGAUGUAUCUAAUGGCGAUUCCAUAAUAGAUUGGCUCAAUUCAGUUCGACAGACUGGGAAUACAACACGAAGUGGGCAAAGAGGAAACCAGUCUUGGAGGGCAGUAAGCCGGACUAACCCAAACAGUGGGGAUUUCAGGUUCAGUCUGGAAAUAAAUGUCAACCGUAGUGGUGGGAACCCUAACCCAGAAGCUGAGGGGGAGCCGUCUGUAGAACCAUCUGGUGGAGAGGAUCUGAGAAAUCACCAGAGCGACACUGAGACUCCGCAGUCUGACUCUCCUCCAGCUGUAAGGCAGUCCGGGCCCGAAAUGGGUCCUCCUGAAGCGCUGAAUGAGGAGGUCGCUCCUCAGAGAGGCCAGAGAAGGUCAAGAAGCAGAAGUCCGGAGCACAGAAGGACACGAGCGAGGACUGAUAGAAGUAGAUCGCCCCUCAAUCCAGCGAGCGAAUCUCCUCGUAGGGUUCAUCAUAAUGCAUCAUCCCAGGCACCUGAUCUUCCUCCCGUAGGUGAAGCGGAGGGAAGUUCUCGAACAAGGCAGCACAUGGUGAUAAGGCAGCAUACCGCAUCUUCUGAUAUGCCCAGCGAAAAUACAGUGCUAUUUUCCACCCCUGAAGCAAGGCCUGUUCCUCCAGCAACAAGUUCUUUAGACACCAGUGGCAGCCCGGAGUCUGCAUCUCCCGGACAGAGACCGCCAACGAUCGUCCUUGACCUGCAAGUGAGAAGAGUCCGUCCAGGAGAAUAUAGGCAGAGGGACAGUAUAGCCAACCGAACUCGAUCAAGGUCCCAGACCCCAAACAAUACUGUCACUUACGAAAGUGAGCGUGGAGGGUUUAGGCGCACAUUUUCACGCUCCGAAAGGGCUGGAGUGCGAACUUACGUCAGUACCAUUAGGAUUCCUAUCCGUAGAAUCUUGAAUACAGGCCUGAGCGAGACAACCUCUGUCGCCAUUCAGACCAUGCUACGGCAAAUAAUGACUGGCUUUGGUGAGCUCAGCUACUUCAUGUACAGUGACAGCGAUACAGAUCCUGGAGGCCCAGCCGCCAACCCAAACGUGGAAAUGGCAGAGCCGCCCAGCGGAGGCGGCAGCGGAAAUAGUUCGACCAGUGAAGUUCCUGAUGCUGGGCCGGGGGAGGGGUAUGAAGGCGGCAAUGAAGGCGGGCCUGCAGCUGGUACUAGGCGGGAAGGACGGAAUGCGAGGGGCUCAGUGACUUUUGAAGAAAGUGGCUCUCUGCCAUUCCUUAGUUUGGCUCAGUUUUUUCUGCUUAAUGAAGAGGACGACGACCAGCCGAGAGGGCUCACCAAAGAGCAGAUUGACAACCUAGCCAUGCGGAAUUUUGGUGAAAGUGAUGCUCUGAAAACCUGUAGUGUUUGUAUCACGGAAUACACAGAAGGCAACAAGCUUAGGAAAUUACCUUGUUCUCACGAGUAUCACGUACACUGCAUAGAUCGCUGGCUGUCAGAAAAUUCUACCUGCCCGAUUUGUCGCAGAGCAGUCCUGGCUUCCAGUACCCGAGAGAGUGUUGUCUAAGCAAGUGUGAACUCCCAGCUGAGGACAUGGUGAGCAAAUGAUGGGCAAAGAAGCCAUUCUUAUGGCCACCUUGUAUGUGGUGGUUAUAAAAGUAACACCCAGAGAUGGUGUGAUCUUCCUCAUGAAAAUGGAAUUUAAAAACCACACGGCGAGGUGGAACCUUCCUGUUUAGGGUCCCAAAAAUAAUACUAGGUUGGUGUUCUCAAUUUUUUUUUAAAAAAAGAUGCAUUUGCCCAAAGACACUUGCCUGUUAUAUAGUCUCAGUUCUCCAGCACAAAAUUCACAUCUUCCUCCUCACCCCAACGUGUAGUGAAUGUUGAAGACCUCGACUCUGCUCUUCCCUGUGAAGACUAUAACUGGAGUCAUUCAGCUGCAUAUAGACCAUGCUUCAUUGUGGAUUAAAACAAAAACUCCGCUACCUUGGCAGAACAGUGAAAUCGCACCCCUAACUAUGAUUUUAGCUCCUUCCUUGUAUAGGGUAUUGGAAAUGGUCAUGUAAAUAACACUAAGGUUAGCCCCUCACCCACUGUACAGCUGUCUGAAGGCCAGCACUAUGGUCCGCCAUAGAAUGAGCUGAUAGUUUAAUGGGGAUAUUUAUCUUGCUGUGGAAAUAUAUUAAUUAAUUGCUUAUGCUUGUUUAAAUAAACACUUUUGUUUUAAAAAUGGUAAA